This is a messenger RNA of Oncorhynchus nerka (sockeye salmon), 3884 nucleotides long. Its product is annotated as beta/gamma crystallin domain-containing protein 2-like. The coding region runs from base 188 to 2923 and encodes 911 amino acids. The record is from RefSeq and is a predicted model, not a curated record. NCBI's taxonomy places the organism in Eukaryota, Metazoa, Chordata, Actinopteri, Salmoniformes, Salmonidae. The transcript has 19 exons.
GCUAAAUGGAGGGAGCAGCAACCAGUCUCCAAACCCCUCGCGCCUGGACAGAUCCCUCCUCUACUCUAGCUAUCGUUCAGCAUCGAUUGAUCAACCACAGGAGAACGGCAAGGCCCAUAGCCCAGGCCAGCGGCCCUCUCUGUUCCUUACGGGCUCCCUACCGGACAUAGGGCCUAACCAGGACCACAUGAGCUCAGGGCCUGGUAUGGGCAUGGCUGAUGUGUCUGGGAGCAGACUUGGAUUCAAAUCUGGAGUUGGAACCCAAACUGGAACAGGAACUGAUCCUUCAACCCACUUCCGCUACGAGCGUUUCUCCUCCCGGAUGUCUGACUCCUUAACCGGAAACAACACAGACACCAACUGUCGAAUGAUCAGGCCCCCUCCCCUCCCUAGCUUCACCUCUACCCGAGAAGGCCUUCUCAGUCCCACAAGCUCACCUCUGGACAUCUACAGGUCUUUCGCCAAUGCUAAUGAGUCCGCAUUAAAGCUCAGCCCGGGGCUGGGUGGUAUGGGUUCCAAUGGCAACACGGCCUCUGUGGGCUCUAUUGGUCUGGGUCUGCAGAGGAACUUCAGUAACGAAGGCCUGAACUCACCACUGUUCAACAUGGGAUCCCCCCAUGCAGGGUCCCCCGAUGGAGGAUCUCACUUCAGUCCAGAGGCUGAGAAGAACCUGGUGCCCAAGUACAGGGCUUUCCCUGACGCCUAUCUCACCAAGGAGAAAGAACAUGGGAAGCUCAACCCUCGACCAGGAAAGAUGUUCAUCUUUGACCGGCCAGGGAUGUGUGGCCAGAGGAUGGAGGUAUGGAGUGAUGUCGUUGAUGCCACACCCUGGCAACUGCAGGAAACCAUCUCUAUCAGGGUUGUCAGAGGAGGCUGGGUCUUGUACGAGAAGCCCAACUUCAAAGGGGAGAAGAUCGCUCUGGACGAGGGGGACAUAGAGCUCACCUACCCCUUCGACCCCCCUGAGGAGGUAGAGGGACAACAACCGCAGAAUGGAGAGGACAGCCAGAAGGAGGGGGGAGAAGAAGUGGUGGAGGCCAAGACGGCCAGGAGGUUCAUCAUAGGAUCAGUACGAAGAGUAGUCAGGGACUACAGUGUGCCAGAGAUCUGUCUGUUCCCUGAGGAGAAUGCCGAGGGGAAGAAGGUGACCUUCAGAGACACGUCAGAGGACGCCAGGAUAUUCGGCUUCCCCAUCAAAGCCAACUCCAUCAUCAUCAACGCUGGACUAUGGCUGGUAUAUGCUCAGCCUUUCUUCCAGGGAAUACCACGUGUUCUGGAGGUGGGGGGGUUCCCUAACCCUGCAGCCUGGGGUGUGGAACAACCUUACGUGGGCUCCGUGCACCCUCUCAAAAUCGGUGAACCAAGAGUGGAGAAACCUGGUGAGCCCAAGCUGGUGCUCUAUGAAAAGCCCUACUUCACUGGGAAGACAAGGACAAUCUACACCAAUAUGAGAGACUUCAUGACCAGGAAGGAUAGACAGCAGACUGCCUUCAUAUACAGCCCUGGAUCCAUCAAAGUACAGGGAGGCUGCUGGGUGGGCUAUGAGAAGGAGGGUUUCCGAGGCCAUCAGUAUAUGUUGGAGGAGGGAGACUACCAUGACUGGAGGGUGUGGGGGGGCUGCGAUGCCGAGCUGCGCUCUGUCAGAGUCAUUCGAGCGGACCUGACCGAGCCCAUGUUGGUGUUGUAUGAGCAGCCCGACGUGGAGCAGGACAACACCUUUGAGGUGACCGAGGCCCUUCCCGACGUGGAGCAGGACAACACCUUUGAGGUGACCGAGGCCAUUCCCGACGUGGAGCUGUUUGGCUUCCGCACCACCACGCGCUCCAUCCACGUCGUCAGUGGAGCAUGGAUCGCCUACUCUCACGUGGACUUCUCUGGUGACCAGUAUAUCCUGGAGAAAGGUUUCUACAGUAACUCUGCUGACUGGGGCUCUUCAGACAACCGCAUCUGCUCUGUCCAGCCCAUCUUACAGGCUCCAAGUGAAAACCAGGGCAGCGUCAGAAGUGAGGUGAUGUUGUACACAGAGCCAGAUUUCGAGGGGGAAUGCCAUGUGUGUGACAAGAACCAGGAGUCCCUCUCUGACAAGCUCAUCGCCAAGUCCUGCAGAGUGGUGGGGGGAAGUUGGGUGGUGUACGAGGGCCGUGAGUAUUCAGGGAACCUGUACAUCCUGUCAGAAGGAGACUACCCCAACUUCACCAGCAUGGGCUGUCCUCCGAACUGUGUCAUACGCUCGCUGAAGACUAUCCCGCUGGUGUUCUCAGUGCCCUCCGUCUCGCUGUUUGGUCUGGAGUGUUUGGAGGGCAGGGAGAUCACAGUGGACACAGAGGUGGUCAAUAUGCUGGAGGAGGGCUACAACAACCACCUACUCUCUGUCAGAGUCAACCGAGGCUGCUGGGUGAUGUGUGAGCACAGUAACUACAGGGGGCGACAGUUCCUAUUAGAACCCAUUGAAAUCACCAACUGGCCCAAAUUCAGUCAGCUUCUCACCAUUGGCUCAAUGUACCCAGUACGGCAGAGGCGGCACUUCUUCCGCAUCAAAAGCAAAGAGCGAGGUCACUUCCUGUCCAUCCAGGGUGGCGUAGAGGAAAUGAAGUCAGGACGCGUGGUGGUGACCGAGCAGGUGGAGGGCAUGAGCGACAUCUGGUUCUACCAGGAAGGCCUCAUCAAGAACAAGUUGGCUCCUACUAUGAGCCUGCAGGUAAUGGGGAAUGUGGAGGCGGGGGCGAAGGUGGUGCUGUGGUCAGAGACCCGGCAGCCUGUCCAGACCUGGUCAGCCCAGAUGAGAGGCACCAUCCCCAGCCUCACCUUCCCUGGCAUGGUGUUGGACAUCAAGGGUGGCAAGCAGUACGACAGAGACCAUGUGGUGAUUUUACCAGAGAGUGAGGAGAGGCCUUGCCAACAGUGGGAGCUGGAGCUGCUGUAACCUUCCAAUAACCUUCCCUCAACCCACACCCUUCACCUGCUCCUCCAAUACAAUACAUUCCAAUAUCGACCAACCCCUCAGAACUCCUGCUCUUCAGUCUGUGGAGACGGACAUUAGGAAGCACCGCAGACUGAACCUUGUGUCAUCAUGGUCAGGCACUCUCAAGAGGAUCCCAGAAAAUCUUCUUUACAGUUAAAGGGUUUCUUUCAUUCUGUGAAGAAUCAUAUGAGGGUUAUACUUUUUUGCCUGAAUGUGAUGACAGCAGCAUACGAAUGACUCAUCUAACAACCAGUGCCUUUGGAUGUGGUCAACUGGAGAGGAUGGGAAGGGUAGUGCUUCUUUUCCCCUCCCUUAAAUGUGUGUAUUUGAAUUAUUCUAUUAACAGACAUUCUACCCUCUCAGAUUCUUCCUUGACUUCGAUGGUAUGACCCGGUUUAGCACACACAGUAGUGGACAGAACCAUUCACUUGAACCCACUAAUGAUUAUUGGGAAGGUCAAGUUCCAUCUACCAUAUGAUACAUCAUCUGUGGCUACAAGCAGUGUAUUUAAGAGGGUUUCAUAAAGGAAGCCAAAUCUAUGCACAUUCUUUUCUGAAUUGGCUUAGUUCAACAUUUUGUUUGACUAUGUAAUUUACUACCUUUUGGGAAACCAUUGGAUGGGAAGUGUGUUCUUUAGGCAGUAUAAUACAUACAAUAAGGGAUGAUGCAGUGCAAUGACUCUGUGGGCUUUUAUGCAGUUCCUCUCUCAUGCAACAGUGUGUUCUUCUAUUUCACUAUGGUCUAUCUAUUUUCAUAGAUAUGAAUCAUACAUUGCCAAACACUGUCAAGAUACACGUUUACUUUCUUAUUUUUUUAUAUUUAACACCAAAUGCCUUGCACCUCAAUGCAUUAUUCUUUGAUACCAAAAAUAGAAUGUGAAAAGAAAUGAGUGGUUUUAAAAUAUUAAAUAAAACUAUCAAAA